GUCAAGCUGGCUCCACCCUCUCCGCUGGCCUGCCAGCCCCUGUGACGUUUCCGUCAUCAUGUAACGGUCUCUAGGGCGAAACCAGGGAGGGAGGGAGCUCAGGCUGCUGCGCAGGCCCUCAGGCCCCUCCUCCCAGGAUUACGGCUGGAGCCAAGGACAUGCCGGGGUUGAAGAGAUACGAAGUGGCGCUGGAGGCAGAAGAGGAGAUCUAUUGGGGCUGUUUUUACUUCUUCCCUUGGUUGCGGAUGUGGCGAAGGGAAAAGAGCGCAGCACCCCCCCAGAGGCAGAAGCUGGAACCCCUUCCCCGCCUAGUGAGCUGCCUGUCCAGGGGCUUGGGCCCCCACCCUUCCAGGCGAAGCAGUCCCCGCCAUCCGGCAGUGCCGCCCCGGGGGACCCAGCAAGCAUCAGUCUAUCGGGCCGGGGCCCAGCCGCUCCCCAGCAGUGCCGUGGACCCCGGAGAGGGUGGAGCCUCCAAGAAUGCCUUCUUCAGUCAGACUUUAGGUACAGGGGAACUCCACGCCUCCCCUAAACCUGUCCCAGUUAAAAGGCUGGGCCCCACGGAGUGUUUUCAGAGGUUCCUUACACAGCCCAAACUCGCUAGAAGCAGCAUGAAGGGAAUGGAGCUAACCCUGACUCUGACCCUGUUGCUACUCAACUCCAGCCCCAGAAGAGCCCUACCCCUAGACCCCAGCAUUUCAUGCUGCACCCAAGUCUAUCGAAAGAAUCUCCCCAGUAAAGUACUCCGGAAUGUCAUCCAGGUAGAACUACAAGAGGCCAAUGGCGACUGUCAUAUACAGGCUUAUGUGCUGCACCGAAAAGGAGGACGACCUGUUUGUGUUCACCCAAAGAAUCGUUCUCUAGUUCAGUGGUUGUCCCGAAACAAGAUGAGGCAGAAGAAUUACGGUCAUAGGACCAGGCUCAACCCAACUCCCUAGCCCCCACCCCCACGCCCAGUCCCACCCCCAUUUCCUCCAGUCUCCUGUGAGAACUGAUACAUCUCAGUUCAGGUCUUUUUCCUCAAAAACCCAAUCCCAUAUAUUGCCUGACCCCCCCCUGGGGGGGGCAGUCAUUUCCUUAGAGGCCCAAGGUGGGGAGAAAGCGAAUGGACUUAAAAGCCUGAGCUCUGCACAGGAACCAGAAAAUCAGCCCUGGCGACCAGAACUGUGGAAAGCAGCCCCCCACCCACUGCUUUCAGGUAAUGCUCUUCCCCUAAUAAAGAUGAG
Phascolarctos cinereus (koala) is the source of this 1223-nucleotide messenger RNA. NCBI's taxonomy places the organism in Eukaryota, Metazoa, Chordata, Mammalia, Diprotodontia, Phascolarctidae. The record is from RefSeq and is a predicted model, not a curated record.